GGACAGCUGUGUGUGAGAGUGUGUGUGGUGUGGUGUACAUUUCCCUGUCCACUUACCAGCUCUCUCAUUUCACUGGUAGAGGACUGAGGGACUCAAGGACAUCUUCCCAUCCAGCGCUGCCAGACAGCCACAGAGCAGUACUACUGUAGACAGCCUGUAUCCAUAUCAAUUCAGCUGAGGUGUGAUUAUUGCUGGUUGAAAACUCGGAUCAGAUCAACCUAUCAUCUGCACCAGAUACCCAACACCCAGUGAGUGUUGCUGUAGUUAGCCACCAUGGGAGCCUACAUUGCCAAGAUGCUGCUGCCCACCGUUAGUAGCCUGGUGUUCCUGCCUGCAGCCAGCGUGGCCACCAAGAGAGGCUUCCACAUGGAGGCCAUGGUCUAUUUCUUCACCAUGUUCUUCACCACGAUUUACCAUGCGUGUGAUGGGCCAGGCCUCUCCAUCAUAUGUUUCAUGAAGUAUGAGAUCCUGGAGUACUUCAGCGUGUACGGAACAGCCAUCUCGAUCUGGGUCACACUGAUAGCUUUAGGGGAUUUUGAUGAGCCAAAGCGUUCUACUCUGACCAUGUUUGGGGUUUUGACCUGUGCUGUGAGGAUCUAUCAGGACCGCUGGGGCUAUGGGAUCUACUCUGGACCAAUAGGAUCAGCAGUAUUCAUAAUCACUGUCAAAUGGUUACAGAAAAUGAAAGAGACAAGGGGCCUCUACCCCGAGAAGAGAGUAUAUACUCAACAGGUGGGACCAGGAUGCUGCUUCGGAGCCCUGGCUCUGAUGCUCCGCUUCUACUUCGAGGAGUGGGACUACGCCUAUGUCCACAGUUUCUACCACCUGUCUAUGGCGGUGUCCUUCGUGUUGCUGCUACCCAAAAAGAACCGCUACGCGGGGACCGACGGCAACCCCGCCAAGCUCAGCUGCUACACGCUCCUCUGCUGCACACCAUUUCCUGCUUCUACGAAGGAGAAGAAGGACAAGAAGAAGACCCCCUCUCGAACCAUUUGGACCAUUCCCACUGAGCGGCCUUGGACACGGGCCUGCAACUCACCAACUCUCCCUCUGUACAACCCACCUAGUACACCUGUUAAGAAAGCAAUGGACAUCACUACAUCUGUUAAGAAAGGAUGGGAGAUCAUCAACACUACACCUGUUAAGAAAGGAUGGGAGAUCAUCAACACUACACCUGUUAAGAAAGCACUGGACAUCAACACUACACCUGAUAAGAAAGCAUUGGACAUCAACACUACACCUGUUAAGAAAGCACUGGACAUCAACACUACACCUGUUAAGAAAGCACUGGACAUCAACACUACACCUGUUAAGAAAGCACUGGACAUCAACACUACACCUGAUAAGAAAGCAUUGGACAUCAACACUACACCUGUUAAGAAAGCACUGGACAUCAACACUACACCUAAAGCACUGGAUUUUACUACGCCUGUUAAGAAAGGACUGGACAACAGCACUAAAAGGGUUAAGAGAGCACUGGACUUCAGCAGCACUAAACCACUUGAGAAGGGACUGGACAUCAGACUAGAUAUUAGCAGCACUAAACCUGUUCACAAAGGACUGGACAUCAGCAAGCUCAAAGAACAGAAUGGGUGGAAGUGACCCCACAAGACAGAUAAACUUUUAUGAGUCAGUUGGUCUUGGUGAUGUCCAGGGAGAAAGCAAAUAGAGAGAGAACGAUGUCAUACAAUAUGGGGUUACAGGAACACAGACAUCAUCCACGAAGGUCAAGCCCUGGCCUGUGCCCCCAGGGAGACAAAGAGUAUGGCUGUCUCUUCUGUCUGUACAGAAAACAGGAGAGAAGCCCUUUACCUCAAAACAUGAGGAGAGUGACAGGGAGAAGGGUUCCUGAGGCAAGCCAGUAAAACUGACUGGAAAAUUUGUGAGUAGCACAGGCGGCAGACAUUUUUUCUCUCCAAGAUGAAUAAAUUGUCUUUCAAAUGUUUCUCAGGAGGGACCUUUCGUCUGCUGCUCUCUCUCUCUGAGAAAGGAACUAUGCAGUUAAAUUCAGUUAUGAAAAUUACAAGAUUGU
Oncorhynchus masou masou (cherry salmon) is the source of this 2032-nucleotide messenger RNA. RefSeq names its product myomaker, myoblast fusion factor (gene mymk). The coding region runs from base 274 to 1602 and encodes 442 amino acids. The record is from RefSeq and is a predicted model, not a curated record. NCBI's taxonomy places the organism in Eukaryota, Metazoa, Chordata, Actinopteri, Salmoniformes, Salmonidae. The transcript has 7 exons. Gene Ontology annotation, cellular component: membrane.